CAACAACAUAAGGGGGGAAACAUGAUGGGAGUAUGACGGCUGCCACACGGCUGAUAUCAAGGUUGACGCUGGUCACUGGAGGAGGCAGUGGGAUCGGACGGGCGGUAUGUCAGCGUUUGGCCUCUGAGGGCGCCUCCGUGGUGGUGGCAGACAUCAGCGAGGAGUCUGCCAACGAGACCAUGGUGGGUCUGCAGAAUGACCUCAGAGGACAGGGUCACAUGGCGGCUGUGGUGGAUGUGUCAUCAAAAGAGAGCGUGAAGAAGCUGGUCACCAGAAUACAGCCUCCCUCAGUGUGUGUGAACGCAGCAGGCAUCACGCAGGACCACUUCCUGCUCAACAUGGAGGAGGAUCACUUUGACAGAGUCAUCCAGGUCAACCUGAAGGGCUCCUUCUUGAUCACUCAGGCUGUGGCUCAGGCUCUGGUGGCCUGUGGAGCACCCAAAGGAUCCAUCAUCACCGUGGGCAGCAUCGUAGGAAAGUGAUCAUCCGUCCAUCCAUCCACCUUGUGCUCGUAGCCAAUAAAGGGUUAAAUGGU
Molecule: messenger RNA, 535 nt
Organism: Labrus bergylta (ballan wrasse)
Lineage: Eukaryota; Metazoa; Chordata; Actinopteri; Labriformes; Labridae
Source: RefSeq, a predicted model, not a curated record